AUGGCCCGCUCGGGCCCUUUGCUGCUGGCGCUUCUGACCUGGUGCGCACUGAGGCCCCUCGACCUAACCUGGGUCGCGCCCCUCCGUGGUGCUUCGAAGACACGGUCUCCAGGACGUCUACCUUUGCUCGCGUCGGCGCCCUCCACGUCUACAUCUACCGGUGGUGCAACCGACACGGUGCAGGAGCUGAAAUGGAAGCUCUUGCGCUUGGCGGCCGCACUGGACCGAGGUCAAGCCUACAAUCCCACUUCCGGGGAGUACUACGCCGAGCGCAUGGCCGUGGCGCGGGGGCUUCUGAAGGAGCUGUUGCCGCAGUCGCCGGCGCUGCCCGCUAGCCUCGAGGCUCUGGACGGCGAAUGGGAACUAGUCUUUUCCACCGUCAAGCACGGCAUCUUUAGGUCCUCGCCCUUCUUCCUGGCCGUACAGGAGGCCUUUGGGGAAGCAGAGAAGUCCGAGCUUUUCUUCAAGCUGCACGAACUGCAGGUCAUGUCCUGGGGGGCCUCAAAGGUGGGCCGCGUGGCCCAGUUCAUCAACGCGACCGAGGGGCUGUUAUACAGUGAGUUUGACACGUCCCUUCUUUCCAUGACAGUCAUUCCAAUUCUUGGAUGGUGGAAGCUCUUGCCGACCUUCGGCGGCUGCGUCGUCACGGUGUCCAAUGUGACAAUGGCGGAGAAUCGAUUGGACAUGGAGGUGCAGUAUACGGAGGCCAAGGAGGUCCCGGGGCUGCCUCCCCUGGCAGACUUCGUCAUGGGCAAGAGAGCCCCGGUGAAUGCUGUGUGGCAGCUUCUGCCUUGGAACGGCGGUCGUAAGCCGACCUGCUCCGUGGAGCUGAAGUAUCUUGACGAUGAUAUGCGCAUCGUUGCUGACCGUGAUGGUGAGAUGUUCGUGUAUGUCCGACCCGUGGAUCCACGAGGAAUGUGA
Symbiodinium sp. CCMP2592 is the source of this 921-nucleotide messenger RNA. Lineage: Eukaryota; Dinophyceae; Suessiales; Symbiodiniaceae. The record is from the annotation of a GenBank genome assembly.